AUGUCUGAAGACGAUGAAGAUAUGUCAGCGGUACUCGCGCUGGGGUCAAGUGAUCGAGGAGGAAAUCACGUCGUCGCCGACGACAUGACUGGGGGAACUUGGGCCGUUCCGCACGGCGCGUCUGGCCGUGUGAGUGGUGUCCAUUGGGAAACGAAUUUGCGGUGA
Molecule: messenger RNA, 165 nt
Organism: Peronospora matthiolae
Lineage: Eukaryota; Oomycota; Peronosporomycetes; Peronosporales; Peronosporaceae
Source: the annotation of a GenBank genome assembly